Messenger RNA from Balaenoptera acutorostrata (minke whale), 827 nucleotides. It is a transcript of the gene SNCG, whose product is annotated as synuclein gamma. The coding region runs from base 193 to 576 and encodes 127 amino acids. Gene Ontology annotation, biological process: synapse organization; chemical synaptic transmission; synaptic vesicle endocytosis. Gene Ontology annotation, molecular function: cuprous ion binding. NCBI's taxonomy places the organism in Eukaryota, Metazoa, Chordata, Mammalia, Artiodactyla, Balaenopteridae. The record is from RefSeq and is a predicted model, not a curated record. Gene Ontology annotation, cellular component: neuronal cell body; axon terminus; cytoplasm. The transcript has 6 exons.
ACUGCCAGUGCUGGUGACGUUGUCUUCAAGUUAAGUCUCAGAAGGAAAAAAAAGCACGGGGACAACAAAGAGAGGAAGUGGCCUGGGCCGGCCCACCCGAGGCAGCAGCAGGGACAGCGGCUGCGGCAGCACUCGAGCCAGCUCCAGUCACAGUUCGCCCGGAGAGUCAGGCCCCUGUCCCUGCCCACAGCCAUGGACGUCUUCAAGAAGGGCUUCUCCAUCGCCAAGGAGGGUGUGGUGGGCGCCGUGGAGAAGACCAAGCAGGGGGUGACAGAGGCUGCUGAGAAGACCAAGGAGGGUGUCAUGUAUGUGGGAGCCAAGACCAAGGAAGGUGUUGUGCAGAGUGUGACCUCAGUGGCUGAGAAGACCAAGGAGCACGCCAACGCUGUGAGCGAGGCUGUGGUCUCCAGUGUCAACACCGUGGCCACCAAGACCGUGGAGGAAGCAGAGAACAUCGCGAUCACCUCCAGAGUGGUGCACAAGGAGGACCUGCAGCAACCUGCCCCCUCGCAGGAGGACGAGGCAGGCAAAGUGGAAGAGGAAGUGGCUGAGGCGACCAAGAGUGGAGGAGAUUAGAGGGCUGCAAGUGAGCUCGGAGGCCCUGAGGAACACUCCAAACCCUCCUGGCACAAGGAGUGUCUGGUCCUGGAGUGUGACCUAUGGGGCUGCCCAUGGUCCCCACGUCCUCCCCUGGCUGCCCACAGGCUGGUCCUCCCAUGCUGCCGCCACCACCAUCACCUGCCUCCCUUGUCCCCUCACCCCCUCUGGUCCUUCUGACCCCACCGAUGCUGCUAUGAACUUUUUUUUUUUAAUGAUUCCAAAUAAAA